This is a messenger RNA of Guyanagaster necrorhizus, 1035 nucleotides long. RefSeq lists its product as uncharacterized. The transcript has 6 exons. The record is from RefSeq and is a predicted model, not a curated record. The coding region runs from base 1 to 1035 and encodes 344 amino acids. NCBI's taxonomy places the organism in Eukaryota, Fungi, Basidiomycota, Agaricomycetes, Agaricales, Physalacriaceae.
AUGAAUCGCCCAACGUCACAUAUACUCUCUUCUAUAUCCUCAUCUCUCGAACGCGAUACAUUUCUCUGGGCAUAUAUAUUUCCCUCAACUCUUCUUAUUGGUGGAUUCAACUCACAUCUCACACCCGUCUCCUGCGCCACUUUGAGACGAUGGACGAAAGUAUUGGACCCUAUGCGUUGGAAAGAUUUCUCAUUAAAUCGUGUUAUUGUACACCCAUACGGCGUCAUGUCCUAUGGUGUUGAGCCUGUAGGAGAAGAGAUCCCCCCUCUAUCGACGGAGCCACUUCCUACAGGAGAUUACGGAUGGUUCUCCCGCAGCAGAGUACCUUUCAUUCCUGCUUUCGCGCAUGUCGGAAGCAUGCACUCCUUCACGGCUAUGCAGCGCAUCGCAAUAAAGGACGGAGAUUUCUAUUCGGAACUCGGAGAUCCUCACACCAUGUUCAAAGUACCAUCUAUCAUCAAGGAUCGAGUCCGCCAACGUGAUCAAAAUCGAUGUCUCUUUACCGGUAGCCAGCCGCAGAGAGCUAUCACUGUAUCUUGGCUUGUACCUCCGUAUUGUUGCGAGGAAGUGAGUAUUCCCCCCUCGGUUAUUACUGAGAGGUCUGGCCUGUAUCGCGAAGACUUAACAGUACCCUCAAAUGCGACGGUCUUGCACAGAGACCUUGUUCCCUAUUUUCUCAACAACGCCUUCAGCGUCGAUAUAGACGACGACUACCGUAUCAUCAUCUUCCGUGAGAUGGGUUCCAUACGGCAACUCCUUCCUACACAUAUGCCUGCUCCCUGUGCCCAAGAUCAGCAAUUUGACAUGUUUCUCCGAGCUCACUUUCGCAGCUCCUUGCGAGUGAACAUCCUUCGUGGCGACAUUAGAGAGGAAUAUGAUGCAGGGACUAUCCAGAGAAUGAUGGGUCAACUUGGUGUCGGAGAUGACAACGAUGACGACGAGAUGGCUCCUCUUUCGGAUUCGCGUCGGAACUCUGUACUUGGACAAGCCAUAUUGGAGGAAGUCAUGAGGGAAAGGAUCGCUAGAGCGUUGUGA